AUGAAGCUCUCUGCUGCACUGAGCAUCCUCACAGACCUCAGAUUCGCAAUCCAAGUAGCCAUCCUCCCCACCCUCCGCGCAAUCCUCCAUUCCCCCUGCCUUCUCCUCUGUCCCCAUGCCCUCUCACGCACCUUCAUGGCAAACCUCUGGGUCGCCUUUGGCCCAGGGACAGACGAAAACGGACGUCCAACAAAACAACGUCUUAUCACUCCAAAUGCAUACGGCGUUGUCCUAGAUCUCGGCGCAGGUCACGGACAUACUGUAAACUACCUCAACCGCGCUAGGAUCUCAAAAUACGUUGCCUUGGAGCCCAACACACUCAUGCAUCCGCACAUACGUGCUCUGGCCAAUGAGGCGGGGUACCACGAAUCAGACGGGACACUCAUCAUCCUCUCCUGCGGCGCAGAACACACAUCCACCAUCCUCUCCUUAGGCGCCCCAGUAGACACCAUCAUCUCAGUGCUCACACUAUGCACCAUUCCCAAUCCCCAAAACACGUUAAAAACCCUCGUACGAGAUGCACUUAAACCGGGGGGCCAGCUGCUCUACUAUGAACACGUGUUGAGCCCCCGGGCGGACGUCGCGUGGUGGCAGAGAUUCUGGGCUCCGUUGUGGGCUAUCAUAUUCGAUGGAUGUAAGAUGGAUAGACCGUCUCAUUUGUGGAUUGCGGGACUCAAAAGGACGCACGAUGGGGAAGAGGAAUCGGUGUGGAGGGAGGGUAGUGUAUGGGGGAAGGAGGGCGAGCCGGAGGAACAUCUGUUUUGGCAUAGGGUGGGGAGGUAUGUGAAGCGCUAG
This is a messenger RNA of Laccaria bicolor S238N-H82, 795 nucleotides long. RefSeq lists its product as uncharacterized. The coding region runs from base 1 to 795 and encodes 264 amino acids. NCBI's taxonomy places the organism in Eukaryota, Fungi, Basidiomycota, Agaricomycetes, Agaricales, Hydnangiaceae. The transcript has 2 exons. The record is from RefSeq and is a predicted model, not a curated record.